CCCGGAAACGACGUUAAGCUGGUGCGUAACAAAACUUCCCGACACCAUGCUGGGCGCGGGGGGCGCGGGCUUCGCACGGUGCCUGAGAGCCAGGACACAGGCCUGGCUGUGGGGUUCGCGGGGCGGCUCCCUGGCCCUGGCGCGCUCCGCUGGCGCGCCUGGCCCUGGAGACCCGCAGCCCUCCGGGGAGCGGGGCCCGCGCGUACGUCAGUUCAGCCUGUCAGCCGCCGGGGUCGUGGAGUCGGCGCCCCGCCCUCUGCAGCCUUACCUGCGUCUCAUGAGGCUGGACAAGCCCAUUGGAACCUGGCUGCUCUAUUUGCCUUGUACGUGGAGCAUUGGUUUGGCAUCUGAACCGGGUUGUUUUCCAGAUUGGUACAUGUUAUCCCUCUUUGGCGCUGGCGCUAUUCUGAUGCGUGGAGCAGGCUGUACUAUUAAUGACAUGUGGGACCGGGACUACGAUAAAAAGAAAGCAAUGAAAAAAAAAUCCUCAGGUUACAAGAACAGCAAGUCGCCCAAUAGCUGCUGGAGACAUUUCAGUUUUCCAGUCCAUCGUUUUUCUCGGAGUACAGCUGACCCUGGCACUGAGUAUUCUUCUGUGUCUGAAUUACUACAGACAAAAUUCUGUGCAUCAGAAGGUUGCUUGGAAAGUGCUUCAAUAAGACAAAAAAGGAGGCGGAGUAUAGCUCUUGGCGCAGCAUCCCUACUUCUUGUCAUCACCUAUCCACUAAUGAAAAGAAUUACGUACUGGCCUCAAUUAGCCUUGGGGUUCACUUUUAAUUGGGGAGCAUUGCUUGGGUGGUCUGCUGUCAAGGGCUCCUGUGACCCAUCAGUUUGCCUGCCUCUCUAUUUUUCUGGAAUUAUGUGGACUCUAAUAUAUGAUACUAUCUAUGCCUAUCAGGACACAAGAGACGAUGCCCUGAUUGGUCUUAAGUCCACAGCCUUGAGGUUUCGUGAGAAUGCCAAGCAGUGGCUUAGUGGCUUCAGUGCAGCAAUGCUGGGGGCGCUGAGCCUGGUGGGAGUGACCGCUGGUCAGACCAUGCCCUACUACGUUGCUCUGGCUGCUGUCGGAGCUCAUCUGACUCACCAGAUUUACGCUCUAGACAUCCACAGACCUGAGGAUUGUUGGGAUAAAUUUACCUCCAACCGAACAGUGGGGCUAAUACUUUUUUUAGGAAUUAUUCUUGGGAACUUGUGGAGAGAAAAGAAGACAGAUGAAACAAAGAAAAAUAUAGAUAGAGUGGAAAAUUAGCAAAUGAAGUCUAUCUAGUUUUUAAAUUAGACUUUUACAAAACACUCUUGGGUGUUGUUAUGACAUAAUUAGAUUUGAAUAAGAAUCUUAACUAUGUUAAAGAAUUAAGAAUCAGAAGAUGAAGGCUUCGAACAUAUUUUAUAUUUGCCUGAAUUUUAGUUCAGCUAUUUACCAGCAAAAUUCUUCCUCCGUCACAAAGACCUGGAUUCUUCAGGAUUUGAAAUGACCUUGAGUGUUUAAAUUGAUGUGUUCUGCUCAUUGUAAUUCUAAUCUGUAGUUACGGGAAUUGUAUGAGUUCCACACUUUGAAAGAAACUGACAUGUAUUUCAUCUAAAUGAAUCUCUAGAAAAAUGGACUGUCUUUUUAGGGAAAAAUAAAAGCUGCCACAGAAA
Molecule: messenger RNA, 1641 nt
Organism: Phyllostomus hastatus (greater spear-nosed bat)
Lineage: Eukaryota; Metazoa; Chordata; Mammalia; Chiroptera; Phyllostomidae
Gene: COQ2
Product: coenzyme Q2, polyprenyltransferase
Exons: 9
Coding region: 47-1249 (400 amino acids)
Biological process (GO): ubiquinone biosynthetic process
Cellular component (GO): mitochondrial inner membrane
Source: RefSeq, a predicted model, not a curated record